Molecule: messenger RNA, 1170 nt
Organism: Osmerus eperlanus (European smelt)
Lineage: Eukaryota; Metazoa; Chordata; Actinopteri; Osmeriformes; Osmeridae
Gene: rgs5b
Product: regulator of G protein signaling 5b
Exons: 5
Coding region: 104-640 (178 amino acids)
Source: RefSeq, a predicted model, not a curated record
GGCUCCACAGCUCACACACCCACACACUCUACAACCACUCUGCAGAGAAUUACAGCUACCCGUGAACACCGAGAACAAUCCGCUGGAUAGCUCAUCCUUCAUCAUGUGCAAAGGACUUGAAUGCCUGUCUGUGACUUGUCUGGAGAGGGCAAAGGUGCUGAAAUCUCUCUUUGGGAAUUUACUUCAUCGGCCAGAUCUUAGUAUAAUGGGACACUCACAUAAAAGUGAAAAAACGAGGGUGAACAUGGACGAGCCUACAAAAUGGAGGGAGUCCUUCGACAACCUACUGUCCAGUCAACAUGGACAGUGUUCCUUCCGAGCAUUCCUGGUGUCAGAGUUCAGUGAGGAGAACCUGGCCUUCUACCUGGCAUGUGAGGAGUACAGGGACACCAAAGAGUCCAAGCUCUCAGUCAAGGCCAAGAAGAUCUAUGACAAGUUCAUCUGCUGUGACGCACCCAGAGAGGUAAACCUAGACCAUGAGACCAGAUCAAUCACCAAGACAAACCUGGAGCAUCCCACCCCGUCCUGUUUCGAUCUGGCCCAGGAAAAGAUCUACACCCUGAUGGAAAAAGACUGCUACCCUCGCUACCUCAAGUCCCCCAGCUACCUGGAGCUCACCAGGCAGGUCAGGGCCGGCUAAAGGGGCCGCAGGUGAAGGUCUGCAUCCACUCACAAGUCAAUUGGAUAUAAUGAGGAGUCAGUGGAAGACAGGAGACUCACUGGAGACUCACGCAUGGUCCUGCUGCUAGUGUCCUGAGCAGAGAAGAUAACGUGCUCUGGCUCACUGAGAAGUGUACACUGUGGCCCGAACUGGAAGAUGCAUUUCCUACCUACAGUAAAGACAUUGAUUGAGACUGUGGGGGAAUACCUUGCUCAGCAGGAUCAUGAGGUGUUGAUAUCUGAAGUCAAGGCUGUAUUGUCAGGAGACAUAAUGAAGAGCUUGAUUUUGAGAGAAAAGAGAAGCUCAAUGAUGAGAGAAAAUAGUUUUGCACAUUCAGUUAAAUGAAAGCGGUUACAGCUUUGUCUUAUCUAUGUGUAUUUAUUUCUGUAUUUAUUUUGCCUGUAAUUUAUAUUUUGUAGGAAAGUGUGAUAUUUAUUGAAAAUUAUUUUUCUACCUGAAACAUUGUGUAUGACAAUCCAUUCAUCCAUUGAAUAAAAAAUGAAAAAGGA